Molecule: messenger RNA, 1241 nt
Organism: Anastrepha obliqua
Lineage: Eukaryota; Metazoa; Arthropoda; Insecta; Diptera; Tephritidae
Product: protein FAM210A
Exons: 3
Coding region: 167-862 (231 amino acids)
Cellular component (GO): mitochondrion
Source: RefSeq, a predicted model, not a curated record
CAGUACAUUAACAAAAUAUCGAGUAUUUACCCGUAUCGGCACACUACACAUUCACCAUCCUCCGAGUUAUAUUUUGGUGUAAAUGUAAGAGAUAUUAAGCAUAUAAAGUCAUUGAAGGGAAUGCAAAACAAAUAUUGAAAUAUCAAAUAAAAUAAAAGAUUGAGGGAUGACAGCUUUUCGGCUGUUGUCGCGUUUAGCGCAAAAUUCCUUUUGGCAACAACGUCAACGCAUGCCGUUGACUGUUCUGGCCGGCACCAAGGUGAGAUCAUGGUCUUUACUGAAUUCGCAUGGCACAAUACAGUGCACGUCACUUGCUCCGUUUGUAAGCAGUCGGCAUUCAUUCAGUACAAAGAAAUCGCCUGACUUAGCGGGGAAAACCGACACAAAAUCCUCUCCCGUUCUAGCGGACGAGGAGAUUUUUGGUGAAGCAUCUAAGCUUGGCCUAUUCGCAAAAUUCAAAUUGAUGUAUAAAAAAUAUUGGUAUGUGUUAAUACCAGUUCACGUUGUUACCUCAAUUGGUUGGUUUGGAGGUUUCUAUUAUUUGUCUAAAAGUGGUGUAGAUAUCCCAUUGUUAUUGCAGCAUAUGCAUGUUGGUGAGAGUAUUGUGGAGCGUUUUCAAAAUUCGAGCAUGGGUCACUAUGCAAUUGCCUAUCUCUGUUACAAGGUGGCGACACCCUUACGUUAUGCGGUCACAUUAGGUGGUACAACGGUGUCAAUAAAAUAUCUUGUACAAGCUGGACAUAUUAAACCAAUUCCCAGCAAACGAGAAUUAAUGCAGAUGUAUGAAAAAAAUAAAGCCGACCGUGCAGCUGCUAAACUGGAAGAAGCUGACGUAACACAAAAAACUAAAGAAAAGCAAUGAUACAAACUGAGCAGCUUUAGAUGUACAUUUGUAUAACAUGAGACUAUUUAAAGCCGAUUUAGAAAUCAAUUUGAUAUUUUCAGUUCUGUUGUGAAGAUUACUAAGAGUAAAUUAUCACCUUCAGAAUGAAAUUUAUUUAUUUUAUGUUAGAUUAAAAAAUGAUUGCAUCAUAUAGUUGGUAGUUAUCAUUGCAACAGACGAAUUGCUCAAAGCGAAGUCUUGAUGGAAUCGACAAUCUACGGCUGUUUUUGUUGAGCUGCCCGAGGCAUUAUGCUCUUAUUUCUAUUCUUCCAUAGAAGUAAAAUAUUAAUUUGCGCUCAAUUGACAUUGUGGUCUCAAAUAAAAAAAAACUGAUGCGUAGCAUCAAUAUCUUUAUGAA